Molecule: messenger RNA, 4158 nt
Organism: Prunus dulcis (almond)
Lineage: Eukaryota; Viridiplantae; Streptophyta; Magnoliopsida; Rosales; Rosaceae
Product: histone-lysine N-methyltransferase ATX5
Exons: 23
Coding region: 618-3866 (1082 amino acids)
Biological process (GO): regulation of transcription by RNA polymerase II
Molecular function (GO): protein binding
Source: RefSeq, a predicted model, not a curated record
CUAAUAUAACACUUUGCAAGAUAACGCCGACCCGCUUCUCUCUCUCUCUCUCUCUCUCUCUCUCUCUCUCUCUCUCUCCUCCCUACUCUGUCACCCGCCCUAUUCCUCUCUUUCUCUCACUAAAAAAAUUUCGCACAAAAUUAAAAAAAAGAGAGAAUUUACAAGACUCCAAUUUACUAUUUUCCUUCGCUGCUUAACAUAAUUACAUUACAAUUUGUGUAAGCAAUUUCAUAUUUUCUCUUCUUUCUCUCUCUGCGCUCUGAAGCAGUUGGAGAGGAACUUCCUGGAUAGAUCCCUAUUUCUCUGUCCGACUCCUUUUGUGAAUUUCGAUCCUUUUCUUCUAAUUCUCAAGCAUUCUCUUUGCUCAAUUUUUUCCUCUGUAUUUCUCUCCUCAUUCUCUGUGUUUUUCUCCGGAAGAAGAUUCUUCACCAGUCGUUAUCGUUUCAAUUGCUCUGUUUUGGGGAAUCCAAUUGGGAAUUAGGGUUUAUUUGUUUUACUGAGAAUUGGGUUUUGAUGUGCAAGCAAAAGGGUUUUGUGGGUAUUAUGUUGAAGUAAGAUUUCUUCUUUGGUUUAUGGGAUUCAGAGAUUCGUGGGGUUUCUGAAUUAUUUUUGAAAGAAUGAUAAUCAAGAAGAACCUCAAAUCCCAAAUGCCGAGUCUGAAAAGGUGCAAACUCGGCGAGUCAGCGGGUGAGGACGAAGAUAACUCGGGCAGGAAGAAGAGGAAGACUAAUGGGUAUUACCCUCUCAAUCUACUCGGCGAGGUCGCCGCUGGUAUUAUACCGGUCAGUCUUCACGGUUUGCUCGGUUCAGUUGGGGCCGAGAAGGGCUUCUCUGCUUCGUGGUGCACCGAAGUCUCGUGCUCCCCCGAGGUGGAGUUGAAAUCGAAGAGCAGAGAGUCAGCCAAAGCGAAGACUAAUCGGACGGCAGAAGUUUCGCGGCCGCCUCUGGUGAGGACUUCGAGGGGCCGAGUUCAGGUACUUCCUUCUCGGUUUAAUGACUCCGUUAUUGAGAACUGGAAGAAAGAAAGUAAGACUAGUUUGCGUGAUUAUAGUAUAGAUGAGGAGAUUGAGUGUAAAAAAGAGAAAGCUAGCUUUAAAGCCCCCAAACAAGGUAGCCAAAAUGCCAAAAAGACACGAAAUGCUGAGAGAAUUGGAUAUAACAGUAAGAAGUAUUCGGGUUUGUGUGAAGAAGAAGAUGAAGUAGAGGAAGAGGGGAGUAUGCGGUUUAGAAGUUUAGAUAUUAGGAAGUAUUCGAGCUCACGUAGUACACUCACGUCAGUGCAUGAGCAAUUGGUUGAAGAUGACAAGUGUCCAGUUGCAGAAAUUGAUGAACAAGAUGAUUUAGUGGGCACAGUGAGGGCUCCAAAGGAGAGGAAAGAUGGAUUGUAUGGACCCGAAGACUUUUAUUCGGGUGAUACAGUGUGGGCGAAGCCAGGGAGAAAGGAGCCUUUCUGGCCUGCCAUUGUUAUUGAUCCAAUUUCGCAAGCGCCUGAGCUAGUUUUGAGGGCUUGCAUACCAGAUGCAGCAUGUGUGAUGUUCUUUGGAUACUCUGGGAAUGAGAAUCAAAGGGAUUAUGCUUGGGUCGGACGAGGGAUGAUUUUUCCCUUUAUGGAUUAUGUGGACAGGUUCCAGGCGCAGUCCGAAUUGAACAGCUGCGAGCCCUGUGAAUUCCAGAUGGCAAUUGAGGAGGCAUUUUUGGUGGAACAAGGGUUUACGGAAAAGUUGAUAGCAGAUAUAAACAUGGCGGCAAUGUAUGAUGACUCUCUACUUGGAGGGGUUCAAGAGGCUACAGGUUCAAAUCAUGAUCUCGACUGUCAAUUACUGAACCAGGACGUAUAUGGGAAGAAGAGAGACAUACGACCCUGUGAAGGCUGCGGUGUUUACCUUCCUUUUAAAAUGACAAAGAAAAUGAAGGUUUCAACUCCUGGGGAUCAAUUUCUUUGUAAAACGUGUGCUAAGUUAACAAAAUCAAAGCAUUAUUGUGGCAUAUGCAAGAAGAUUUGGAAUCAUUCAGACAGUGGAAGUUGGGUUCGCUGUGAUGGUUGUAAAGUGUGGGUGCAUGCAGAAUGUGACAAAAUUUCCAGCAACCUUUUUAAGAAUUUGGGAGGCACUGAGUACUACUGCCCUACUUGCAAAGUGAAAUUUAAUUUUGAAUUAUCAGAUUCUGAAAAAGGGCAACCAAAAGUAAAAUUGAGUAAAAAUAAUGGUCAAUUGGUGCUGCCUAACAAGGUUACUGUUCUCUGCAAUGGCGUGGAAGGCAUUUAUUUUCCAAGUCUUCACUCAGUCGUGUGCAAGUGUGGUUUUUGUGGGGCAGAGAAACAAGCACUUAGUGAAUGGGAGCGACACACAGGUUCCAAAUCAAGAAAUUGGAGGACUAGUGUCAAAGUGAAAGGUUCUUUACUGCCACUGGAACAAUGGAUGCUGCAGUUAGCAGAGUAUCAUGAAAAUGCUAUUGUGUCUUCCAAGCCUCCUAAACGGCCUUCUAUUAAAGAAAGAAAGCAGAAAUUGCUUACUUUUUUGCAAGAAAAGUAUGAACCUGUUCAUGUCAAGUGGACAACAGAACGAUGCGCUGUGUGUAGAUGGGUUGAAGAUUGGGACUACAAUAAAAUCAUCAUCUGCAACAGAUGUCAAAUAGCCGUUCAUCAAGAAUGCUAUGGAGCAAGAAAUGUUCGGGAUUUCACUUCGUGGGUCUGCAAAGCAUGUGAAACACCUGCAGUCAAGCGAGAAUGUUGCCUCUGUCCUGUUAAAGGAGGUGCUUUAAAGCCAACUGAUAUUGAGACAUUGUGGGUUCAUGUUACAUGUGCUUGGUUCAGACCCGAAGUGUCUUUUGCUAGUGAUGAAAAGAUGGAGCCGGCUCUUGGGAUCUUGAGUAUUCCGUCAAAUUCUUUUGUGAAGAUUUGUGUUAUCUGUAAGCAAAUUCAUGGUUCAUGCACACAAUGUUGCAAGUGUUCCACUUAUUACCAUGCAAUGUGUGCAUCAAGGGCAGGUUAUCGCAUGGAGUUGCACUGUUUGGAGAAAAAUGGAAAACAGAUCACAAAGAUGAUCUCUUAUUGUGCUUAUCACAGGGCUCCAAAUCCAGAUACUGUCUUAAUUAUACAGACUCCUUUAGGGGUGUUUUCCGCCAAAAGCCUUCUCCAAAAUAAGAAGAGGCCUGGUUCAAGGUUAAUUUCGUCCAAUAGAACAAAGCUUGAAGAGGUUUCGACAGUUGAAACUACCGAGCCUGAGCCAUUAUCUGCUGCAAGGUGCCGAGUAUUCAAAAGAUUGAAAAAUAACAAGAAGAGAGUAGAAGAAGAUGCUGUUGCGCACCAAGUGAUGGGACAUUCCCAUCAUCCCCUGGGAGCACUUCGAAGUUUGAAUACAUUCAGAAUAGUAGAGGAGCCUCCAACUUUUUCGUCUUUUAGAGAACGGCUGUACCAUUUACAGAGAACCGAACAUGAUCGUGUUUGCUUUGGUAGAUCUGGGAUACAUGGAUGGGGUCUCUUUGCACGCAGGGACAUUCAAGAAGGAGAAAUGGUUCUUGAAUACCGUGGUGAACAGGUGAGGCGCAGUGUUGCAGAUCUUAGGGAGGCACGUUAUAGAUCAGAAGGCAAAGACUGCUAUCUGUUUAAGAUCAGUGAAGAAGUGGUGGUGGAUGCUACUGAUAAAGGAAAUAUAGCACGCCUGAUCAACCAUUCAUGCAUGCCCAAUUGCUAUGCGAGGAUCAUGAGUGUGGGCGAUGAGGAAAGCCGGAUUGUACUUAUUGCAAAGGCUGACGUAACUUCUGGUGACGAGCUAACGUACGAUUACUUGUUCGAUCCUAACGAGCCUGAUGAAUUCAAAGUCCCUUGUCUAUGUAAAGCUCCCAACUGUCGGAAAUUCAUGAAUUAGUAGGAUGAUGAUGAUGAUGUUGAUGAUGAAUAUAUACGCAGUCUCACUCACUCACUCACUUGCACAGGCCAAUUGUUUCUCCGCAAGGAACGACACUAACCCCAUUCCCCUCCCCUACCCUACCCCUCUGCGGGAUCUCACAGUGCAUAUACCAAAUUUGUAAUUUUGCCAAGAAAAAAAAGAGCAGAAAAGAAAAGGGAAUAGUGUACUUAUAUUUUGUUUUUUGGACUCACUUUUAAGCUUAAUAAAAGCUAUAGCUUUUGCCUGCUUUUUGGUUUUGGGCAUUUGUGUA